Messenger RNA from Cucurbitaria berberidis CBS 394.84, 1407 nucleotides. RefSeq lists its product as uncharacterized. The record is from RefSeq and is a predicted model, not a curated record. Gene Ontology annotation, molecular function: zinc ion binding. The transcript has a single exon. Gene Ontology annotation, biological process: protein import into peroxisome matrix. Bases 64 to 1206 code for a protein of 380 amino acids. Gene Ontology annotation, cellular component: peroxisomal membrane. Lineage: Eukaryota; Fungi; Ascomycota; Dothideomycetes; Pleosporales; Cucurbitariaceae.
ACAUCGCGACGCUUUCUAACGCUACUUGACGUCCUGCCUACACCUUGCGCCAUAUCUACCUCAAUGGCCUCGCCAAAACCCUACACCUAUCCUUUCGCCGCCUCGCCGGACAUAAUACGCUCCCACCAGAAAGACGCCUAUUUCAGUGGCGUCCUUCUCGACCAGCUGUCCACGCUCCUCCGUAAAUUAUACGGCGCACGCAUCGCACACACUUAUGUAUCAGAAACGCGUGUCCUCGGCGAACUGCUGUAUCUUGGCCUCACAACACUCAUCGGCAACCGUACGCUAGGGGAGGAGUAUACGGAUAUUGUGCAGGUCGAGAGUGAGACUGGACGGUUCCCGGCACUAGGGAGAAGGGCAGGGUACAUUUUGGGAUGUAUAUUGGGACCCUAUCUUUUGGGAAGAUUACUACCCAAGCUGAGAAGGAGGGUGAAGGCAAAGUUGGAGGCCAACUUGAAGGCGUAUGGGAGACAGAUGGCAAGGGCACAACAUCACGCCAACGAGAGUGGGAGCAACAAAGCUGUAUCAAGACCACUGGGCAUGCGGAUACAAAACUACAUCCUCCAGAACCUCGACACCAUCACCUCGCCAUCACCGGUAUACGCGCUCUCACUCGCGACAUUUUAUUUCUCAGGGAGCUACUACCACCUCUCAAAACGCAUAUGGGGUCUUCGCUACAUAUUCACGCGCCACGUGCCCGACAGCGAUAACCGCGCGGGCUACGAAGUUCUCGGUGUACUUCUCGUUCUCCAAAUGGCCGUACAAGGCUACCUCCACCUACACAAUACCGUGACAAGCUCGACGGCAGCUGUUGGCGGAGGCCACCCAACAAGCACAUCAGCGCUCGUAGGCGGCGGCGCAGAAGUCUCCCUAGACCCAAAUGCAUAUAGCGCCAACAACGCCCUCUUAUUCGAUGCGGCAGCAACACAUCCUGCAACCCCUCCUUCAGACAUACAGAAGUGGACGCACACACCAGCAGCGGACAAGCCGCGGUAUGAGUUGGGGGAUGAAGACACCAUGGGGUGGAUUGGCGGCGGGAACAGGAAAUGUACUCUAUGUUUGGAGGAGAUGAAAGACCCUAGUGUGACGACGUGCGGGCAUGUGUUUUGUUGGACGUGUAUUAGUGAUUGGGCGCGAGAGAAGCCGGAAUGUCCGCUUUGUAGACAAAGCUGUCUGGUACAGCACGUACUUCCACUUCGAGGGUAGUACGACAGACAAACGAAAUGCAAACGAGUAUAGUCUAAACUGUCUAUAAUCUCCGUGGCACUAUGUUGAGCAGUCGAUGCGCCAAAAUGACUUGCUGAACUCGAAUCGGUCGUCCUAUCACAGAAUCAGCAUGUUUGUUCCCUGUGCGACGGAAGCGCCGCAAGGGGUCAAUUCAGCCUUGGAAAAAGUCCCUGAGCACCC